This is a messenger RNA of Olea europaea var. sylvestris, 1238 nucleotides long. RefSeq lists its product as uncharacterized. The coding region runs from base 103 to 951 and encodes 282 amino acids. The transcript has a single exon. The record is from RefSeq and is a predicted model, not a curated record. NCBI's taxonomy places the organism in Eukaryota, Viridiplantae, Streptophyta, Magnoliopsida, Lamiales, Oleaceae.
CCUCCCCAACAGACUCUUUCUAUCAACCUUACACACGAAACGCGGACACAGUCUAUAUAACACGCACAUAAUCUCAAUUCUUUGAGAUAAAGAUUGAUCAACAUGGAAAUUCUACAAAUGAAAGUGAUCGGUGGUUUUGAGGCAGGAAUGAAAUGCUUGCAAAACCCAUCUUUGAUUUCUCAAUUCUUUUACAGUUUCUGGAAGUGCGGUGCUCUAAUUCUUGCAGUUUCAGCAACUUUCGUGUGCAUAAUUAGGAGAGGCAAGAUAAUAUCUAUUCCUUUACACGCAGUCGAGCCUUCUUCACAAGCUUUUGUUCAAAAGGAUGAAGCUGAAUUUAGCGAUGAUGAUGACUGCUCUUCUGUUUCUUCAGAAGAGGAUGAAGAAGAUCAACAAGAUGUUGAUGAAGAUUUUCGAGUCAAGGGCUCGAGGUUCUAUUUGAAACUCAAAUGGCAAAAUAGUAUAUCGAGACACAUGAAGCGGCUGCGCAGUGGUGGUGAGAGAUUUGGGUGGUCGAAGUUGACCUCCAGUAGAAGUGUUGUAAAGCUAUGGGACAGUUUAGGUUUAGGUUCCGACUGUUCCGAAGAAAAUAAUGAUAAUGAUUCUAUCCCAUCGGUGGCGACUCCGAAGAUGGUUUUUACAGCAAAGCGUAAUGAGAAUGGUGCCGGCGUCGUUUUGGGUGGUUACGACAUCAGAUUGAGGCGUCGGGUUCCAGCCAUAUCAGCCGAAUGGUGUUUACCAGCUGAAGCUGUGGCGGGGACGAUGAAUGUGUCCACUGGCGGCGUUGAGAAGGUGUACGUAAGCGAUGACAUCAAAGGAAUUUUAACCGUUGGCGACGUGAGAAAUGUGACAGCGCCGGUGGAGAACGUGACGGAACGUGACGGCGAGAUGUGGUGGGACGCUAACACCGUUAUUGUGGAUGACGAAUUCAGGUUUGUUGACGGGUCAAGAUAAAACGGCUGGCUCUGGUGAAAUUUGAUCUUAUCUUGGAAGAAUUCCUGUAAAUAGGAAAGUUGAAUGAAGCUUCGUGGAAGGGCGCUGAAAAUAAUUCUUUGUAUUUUUUAUAAUUUGUGCAUACAAUAUUUUUUCAGUUAUAUUUCUUUGCGAAUUUAUUUCGUCAUGAAAUUUGAAAAUUGGAACAAUGCGAUAAAUGUACCAAAAAGAGAAAUGUUAAACAUUUGUCUAAAGUUAUGUCUAAUUCUAUUUUAUCUAAUACAUAGUAGACAAUACAUCUUUCAUUU